AUGUCUGGCGUCGAGAGUGAGCCGCCGCAGAUCGACUCCAACCCGGACCACAACUUACAAUCAGAGCCCCUCUCGGAAGAUGAGGCUGAGGCUAGCGAGCCCGAACAUGAGGCGGCUUCUACCGACGACAUUAGCCUUCAUGACCCAUCAAGUCACGGAGUAACAAUAAAGGUCGAGGAUGCGGAUGCCGAAGAUGGGCCUCCGGAGGAGGACACGGGCGAGGUCGUCUCUCAAGGUGAUACCUCAGUGGUAAUGGAGUCUCAGCAAGACUCUGGCAAGGGCGCUGGGGAAGAGGCUGUAGAGGUACCGCAAAACAAUAUAGUCGAGGAUGCGUCAACGGAAGCUGGAGACGACAACUCAACAAGGGUUGAGGAGCGCCCAAAGCAGCAUCAGGACGAACCAGAGUCCAGGGAGACAGCAGCUGCACCAGAGGGCCAUCCAGAGAUACUAGAGCGCAAGCCUACAAUGACAACAACACGCCCUCUGCAGGUUAACUCUACGGUCUUCGUUGUGAGUGCUCUGGAAACGAUCGGAGCAGCCAAGGAAGUCCGCAGAAAUAAGGAGUUUGCAGAUGCUGUUCAAGCUGCGUUGUCGAACAUCAAGAAUACGGAACAGGCCGUCAAUCCAGAAAUUAUCUUCCGCCCGUUGCAAAUGGCGACCAAAUCGUUCACUAUGCCUCUGCAGGUGACGGCGUUGGAUUGUAUUGGGAAGCUGAUCAGCUAUUCAUAUUUUGCGUUUCCAGCUGUCGCAACAAACCAAGCCGGUUCAGUGGACACCCCGCCUCUUAUUGAAAGGGCGAUUGAGGCGAUUUGCGACUGCUUCGAAAAUGAAGCUACUGCCGUGGAAAUUCAGCAGCAGAUUAUCAAGUCUUUGCUUGCAGCAGUUCUGGAUGACAAAAUCGUCGUGCACGGCGCGGGUCUUUUGAAAGCAGUGCGCCAAAUCUACAACAUCUUUAUAUAUUCCAAAUCGAGUCAAAAUCAACAGGUUGCCCAAGGGUCACUGCUCCAGAUGAUAGCAACGGUCUUUGAAAGAGUCAAAGUCAGACUGGAUUUGAAGGAGGCACGUCUGAGAGAGUCCACGGAGGCGAAAUCGGACGAAGGACUGACUGCAGACGCAUCUAUCCUAGGCCAUGGAUCCGUGAAUGGCAUGAACGGGCAGGUGGACACACCAGACCAUGGGACUCCUCCCCAGCUCACAGAGGGGUUGGCUCCUGGCCAAGAAAAAUUGACCCUGCAGAGCUUUGAAAACAACAAGAACUUGGACGAUGCAAUUGUCGCCGACAGUGCUCCAACUACAGUCACGCGUGUUAGACGGGAACGCAAAAAUACUCGCACCAGUUCUGCGCCGGUAUCUCGAUCUAGCUUGCAAGAAGAACGCGACGAGGCGGAACUGUCCCCGGAGGACGAGGACGAUGUCUACAUCAAAGAUGCCUUCUUAGUGUUCCGUUCACUAUGCAAACUGAGCCAGAAAGUCUUGAGCUACGAUCAGCAGCAGGACCUCCGGAGUCAAAACAUGCGCUCCAAGCUGUUAUCUCUUCAUUUGAUUUAUCAUGUCAUCAACAAUUACACCACGGUCUUCACAUCCUCAUUCUCGAAUAUUAAAAGUGGCAGCAACGCCGACCCGACACCGUUCUUGCAAGUUGCAAAACCUCACUUGUGCCUCAGCCUGUCUAGGAAUGCCGCGAGUUCGGUUCCACGGGUCUAUGAAGUGUGUUGCGAAAUAUUUUGGCUUUCACUGAAACACAUGCGCGUCCUCCUGAAAAAGGAACUCGAAGUCUUCCUGAAAGAAGUUUAUCUAGCUGUGUUGGAACGCCGGAACGCGCCACUUUUCCAGAAACAGAUGUUCAUGGACGUUUUGGAAAGGCUCUCGGGCGAUCCUCGUGCUCUAGUAGAGAUCUACCUCAAUUACGACUGCGACCGGACUGCACUGGACAACAUGUAUCAAGAAAUCAUUGAGCAUCUAUCUCGGAUCUGCAGCACACCCGUUACAGUUACCGCUGUUCAACAACACCAAUACCAAGAACAACAGACAAAACCAUCAACCCCUGUCUCUGAAUGGCAUUCACGGGGCGCGUUACUUCCUGGCCUUUCGACAGCAAGCCUGAGUCAGCAUCCCCCACCCUUGCCGCCCAUACCGGUUGAGUAUGCUCUGAAACAGCAGUCAUUGCGCUGUCUGGUCGAGAUUCUUCACUCCCUUGAUAAUUGGUCCAGUCAAGGCACUCCAGAGCUAGUCAAUGGAUCUCGAUAUCCAGCAUCGAGAGGGUCAUAUGAGGAAUCUAGGGAGUCUUUAGACUACAGUGAAAAGCCACCUCCGUCGCCCCGUGUUGCAGGCCUAGGUAGCGAAUCGGGCAUCUCCACGCCAGUCGCAGAAGACGAUCCAACUGAAGUCGAGAAAGUGAGAAUGCGGAAGUUUGCCCUAAACGAGGCAAUCCGACAAUUCAAUUUUAAACCGAAACGAGGAAUCAAAGCUCUCUUGGCCGAAGGGUUUAUACGCAGCGACAGCCCUCAGGAUAUCGCCAAAUUCUUAUAUGCAAAUGACAGACUGGACAAAGCUAUGCUAGGAGAAUACCUCGGUGAGGGCGAUGAGAAGAAUGUUGCCAUCAUGCAUGCUUUUGUCGACAUGAUGGACUUUAGCAAAAGACGCUUUGUUGAUGCCCUGAGGCAGUUCCUGCAAAGUUUUCGCCUCCCAGGAGAAGCCCAGAAGAUCGACCGUUUCAUGCUCAAGUUCGCUGAGCGAUAUCUCAGUGGCAACCCAAACGCAUUUGCGAAUGCCGACACUGCUUAUGUACUCGCAUAUUCGGUCAUCAUGUUAAAUACUGAUCAACACAGUACAAAGCUGAAAUGUGGUAGAAUGACUGUAGAAGAUUUCAUCAAGAACAAUAGGGGGAUCAACGACGGUCAGGAUUUGCCUGCUGAAUAUCUAAGCGGCAUCUUCGAAGAAAUUUCCAACAACGAAAUUGUCCUCCACUCUGAGCGGGAGCAUGCUGCUGAGUUGGGUAUUGCUAGUGUUACGAGUGCAGGCUUUGCCUCAAGAGCGGGUCAAGCUCUAGCCAACGUCGGCAGAGACCUUCAGAAGGAGAAAUACACCCAAGCCUCCGAAGAAAUGGCAAACAAGACGGAACAGCUAUAUCGAAGUCUCAUCAGGGCACAGAAACGUUCAGCAGUCCGAGAGGCAUUAUCCCGGUUCAUUCCAGCAACCUCCAUCAAGCAUGUAGGGCCCAUGUUCAACGUAACAUGGAUGUCGUUCCUUUCAGCCUUCUCCAGCCAGAUGCAGGACGCACAAAACCUCGAUCUUAUCAAGCAGUGCCUAGAUGGUCUAAGAUUGGCCAUCAGAAUAGCCUGCAGGUUUGACUUGGAGACACCUAGAGUUGCGUUUGUCACGGCACUUGCCAAGUUCACGAACCUUGGUAAUCUCAAAGAAAUGAUGGCCAAGAAUUUGGAGGCGUUGAAAGUGCUUAUCGAGGUUGCUCUGACAGAAGGCGAUCUCUUGAAAAGCUCGUGGCGGGAGGUUUUGAUGUGCAUCAGUCAACUCGACAGAUUGCAGCUCCUUUCAACUGGAAUUGACGAAGGGGUGAUUCCAGAUGUUACAAGGGCCAACAUUUCCACACCCUCGAGUGCCUCGAAGGACAGUAUCAGAAGCCGUCGGUCGAUGCAAGGUGCCAAACGACCGAGGCCAAGGUCCGCACACAGCUUUCGGCCAGAGGUAGCAGAUGAGACAAAGUCUACAGAUAUGGUCCGAGGAGUAGACCGCAUCUUUACCAAUACCGCAAAGCUAUCCUCCGAGGCGAUUGUCGAUUUCGUCCAGGCAUUAAGCGACGUCAGUUGGCAAGAGAUUCAAUCCUCUGGGAAUAGCGAAUCGCCGCGCAUGUACAGCCUGCAAAAGCUGGUGGAAAUCAGCUAUUACAACAUGACAAGAGUCAGGAUAGAAUGGACCCGGAUCUGGGAGGUCCUGGGGGAGCAUUUCAACCAGGUUGGCUGCCACAACAACACAGCUGUGGUGUUCUUUGCUCUGGAUUCGCUCCGCCAGCUCUCCAUGAGGUUCAUGGAAAUCGAAGAGUUGCCGGGGUUCAAAUUCCAAAAAGACUUCUUGAAGCCAUUUGAACAUGUGAUGGCGAACAGCACCGUUGUUACUGUCAAGGACAUGGUCUUGAGAUGUCUGAUUCAGAUGAUCCAAGCCCGUGGCGACAACAUUAGAUCGGGUUGGAAGACUAUGUUCGGAGUGUUCUCGGUCGCUGCCAGAGAGCAGUAUGAAGCAAUUGUCAAUAUUGCCUUUGACUACACCAACCAAAUCUACAACACCCGGUUUGGCGUUGUCAUCUCACAAGGCUCAUUUCCAGACCUCAUUGUCUGUCUUACUGAGUUCUCUAAGAACCUUAAGUUCCAGAAGAAAUCACUUCAGGCGAUUGAGUUGCUCAAGUCAACAGUACCGAAGAUGCUGAAGACUCCAGAAUGCCCUCUUUCGAGGCGUCACGGCAAGAUCUCCGAAGCCGAGGAAUCUGGUGUAGUGGUAGGGGUCAAACAACCGACUUCACAGACCGAGGAGGAACAGUUUUGGUAUCCGGUAUUGAUCGCUUACCAGGACGUGUUGAUGACGGGAGAGGAUCUUGAAGUUCGGUCUCGAGCUCUCACCUAUCUCUUUGAAACUCUCAUCAGAUAUGGCGGUGAUUUCCCUAGCGAGUUCUGGGAUGUUCUUUGGCGUCAGCUACUAUACCCCAUAUUCGUCGUCUUGCAAAGCAAGUCGGAGAUGUCGAAAGCCCCCAACCACGAGGAACUGUCAGUGUGGCUAUCCACGACAAUGAUCCAAGCCCUGCGAAACAUGAUCACACUUUUCACACACUACUUCGACUCGUUGGAGCACAUGCUUGACCGGUUCCUCGAUCUGCUCACGUUGUGCAUUUGUCAAGAGAAUGACACCAUUGCCCGAAUAGGAAGCAACUGUCUCCAGCAACUAAUCCUCCAGAACGUCACCAAAUUCUCUCCCGAGCAUUGGUCAAGAAUUGUGACUGCAUUCGUUGAGCUCUUCAACAGGACGACGGCUUACGAAUUGUUCUCAGCUGCGGCAACAAUGUCCGAUGCUCGACCAACUCCUGGACAUGAUGGGUCCGAAGGCCUAUCUAUCUCUGGAACCACGAUAGUCGAGACUCCAACAACAAAUGGCGCACCCGCGUCCUUUCACGGCCCAACCCCUUCUUUGGAAUCACAAACGAGCUCGGCCGCCCCUAUCCCUGAAAUCCCACCCACCCAUAGCACUCAAGAAUUGGAGGACUACCGCCCGCAUUCAGACAUGCAAGCACCUGCACCUGUUGUGACGGCUGCGCGACGCCGCUUCUUUAACAAAAUCAUCACCAACUGCGUUCUUCAGCUGCUCAUGAUCGAGACGGUCGCAGAACUCUUCUCCAACGACUCGGUCUACGCCCAAAUCCCCUCCUCCGAGCUCCUACGCCUAAUGGCACUCCUUAAGAAGUCCUACCAAUUCGCCAAAAAGUUCAACGGUGACAAGGAGCUCCGCAUGGCUCUUUGGAGACAAGGCUUCAUGCGACAACCACCGAACUUGUUGAAGCAGGAAUCCGGAUCGGCGAAUACGUAUGUGAGCAUCUUGCUCAGGAUGUAUCAUGACGAAGGGGAAGAGCGGAGGUCAAGUCGCGAUCAAACAGAAGGCGCUCUGAUACCUCUGUGCGCCGACAUCAUCCGCUCCUUCAUUCUGCUCGACGAAGAAACCCAACAACGGAAUAUCGUCGCUUGGAGGCCCGUCGUCAUUGACGUUCUGGAGGGCUACACAAACUUCCCCAAGGAGAGCUUUGAGAAGCACCUCGACACAUUUUACCCUCUUGCCGUGGGCCUGUUGGAAAAGGAAAUCGGCUCCGAUCUACGCAACGCGCUGUGGGGCAUGUUCCGGCGCGUGGGCGAGGUCAAGUUUGGAAUGCCUGAACUGGUGCUGAUGAGAGGAAGGGACGGCAGCGUGAGUUCGACGAGGAAUGGCAGCGUCGGUGGCGGCGCGCCGGCCAGUCCGAGCCAGUCGAGUCGCGGAUUCGAGUUCUCACAAGGCGGUGGGAGGAGAGGGAGCCGGGUGAGUAGGACGGGGCCUGCAUAG
Molecule: messenger RNA, 6090 nt
Organism: Cladophialophora bantiana CBS 173.52
Lineage: Eukaryota; Fungi; Ascomycota; Eurotiomycetes; Chaetothyriales; Herpotrichiellaceae
Exons: 2
Coding region: 1-6090 (2029 amino acids)
Biological process (GO): regulation of ARF protein signal transduction
Molecular function (GO): guanyl-nucleotide exchange factor activity
Source: RefSeq, a predicted model, not a curated record